AGUGCGCCAAAAGUUAAUGGCAGUGCAGUUGAGGUUAAUGUCUCAAUAAUUGUGUUAACUAUAACUCCCGAUGCCGACUCAAAAAUGGAGUUUGAUGUCGAUAUGUUUUAUCAUCUUUAUUGGAAAGACUAUAGACUACAACCGGUUCCCGAUUCAGAUAAACUUAUUCUGGAUUAUGAAUGGAAAAGCCGUUUGUGGAUUCCCGACACAUAUUUCAGAAACGCUAUCAACGGAGGAAUGGCUAAUGAUGUCAUAUCUCCGAGUGUUUACUUUAUUAUUAAUAAUACAUACGACGUGUUUAUGGCGGCCAGACUUCGGGUCAAAUUUAGCUGUGAUAUGAAGUUUGAAAAAUAUCCUUUCGAUAAACAAAAGUGUUUUAUUAAUGUUACCACUUUAUCGCAAAAUAUAAAUACCGUGCGUUUGAAUUGGCACUCCUUCCGGAUGACAUCCAAUGUGGAUCAGCCGGAGUUCUUCAUUAAAUUUCACUCUAUAAAUAGCUGUCUUAAAGAUUAUCAGAAUUUAGGUAUCCAUUCAUGUCUGUAUGCAAUGAUACAAAUGAACCGAAAUGUUGGCAAUUAUCUUAUUAAACGUUUUGUGCCAUCAUUUCUAAUAGUUAUUAUGUCAUUCAUUGGCUUCUGGAUACCGCCGCACAUAACACCGGCUCGUAUAUCGUUAAUAGUGACAUCACUUUUAGCAUUAAUAGCACAACAAAUUCAGGCUGAGCUCAAUGUGUCAUAUAUUUAUGCACUCGAGGUUUGGACCAUAAUGUGUAUCGUCUAUGUCUUCGCCACUUUGAUUGAAUACGCUUUGGCCAUAUCGUGGACACAAAGUCUUGACACCAAUAAUAUCAAUAAAAAACAGUCGUUUAAAACUAACUGUACUAUUGAUGUCAUAUCAAGAUUUAUAUUUCCUUUUUGUUACAUUUUAUCUAUCAUUUCAUUCACUGUUAUCUAUUAUAUUCUCGAUUGA
Oppia nitens is the source of this 969-nucleotide messenger RNA. RefSeq names its product glycine receptor subunit alpha-2-like. Lineage: Eukaryota; Metazoa; Arthropoda; Arachnida; Sarcoptiformes; Oppiidae. Gene Ontology annotation, biological process: chemical synaptic transmission; signal transduction; regulation of membrane potential. The transcript is spliced from 4 exons. Gene Ontology annotation, cellular component: synapse; membrane; neuron projection. Bases 85 to 969 code for a protein of 294 amino acids. The record is from RefSeq and is a predicted model, not a curated record. Gene Ontology annotation, molecular function: chloride channel activity; transmembrane signaling receptor activity; neurotransmitter receptor activity.